AAAACGGUAGAGCUUGGGAGAUCUGUGUUCCUCCUCAUCCGCCAUUGCAAGACUGCCUCUGUUUCCGUUCUGAGUACCGUCUCGUUUCCUGCAUUUUACCCUUCGAGAAGGGAAAAGCGAAAGGAAGAUUCCUUUCUCUCUCUCUGCGAGGCUCUUUGCAGCCAUUGCAGAAGCCCGUGAAAGCUUCUUGAUCCGAGAAGCGUCGCAGAGAGAGAUCCAUCCUACAUUCUUACUUCCCUACCGCAUUUCUUGGGAUUCUUCCCCUGAAGCAACGAGAGAGUGGAAACGAUUACUUCUCGAUUCGGAAUUCGGAGUCCAAUGGCGGUUUCUAGGGCUUCUUUUGGAUUUGUGGCUGCCGCCGCCCUCAUCUUCGCCAUCUUCUUGCCGGUCGCCCACCCUCACUCCUUGCCUCCCGCACCCGCUCCCUCCAGCGACGGGACAUCCAUAGAUCAAGGAAUAGCAUAUGUGUUGAUGUUGGUGGCAUUGGCACUCACAUAUCUCAUCCACAAUGCAGACUUAUCCAACAGCUUCUAGAAGAUUUGUAGAAGAGAUUUGAGGGAAUUAGCAUAUUGAUUGAUUGUACUUUGGUAGUAGUUUGUGUGGGUGUUUCUCUUAUUUAUUAUUGCAUUGCUAUUUUGUACAGUCUCCUCAUUUUGUAUAACACUUAUUUGGCUAUUGUUUUUUUGGUGGCACCC
Molecule: messenger RNA, 695 nt
Organism: Momordica charantia (bitter melon)
Lineage: Eukaryota; Viridiplantae; Streptophyta; Magnoliopsida; Cucurbitales; Cucurbitaceae
Product: arabinogalactan protein 41
Source: RefSeq, a predicted model, not a curated record